AUGCUUCAUAAGAGAAAGCUAGUCGACCAGUGCACUACUCAUAAGGUUGAUGAAAAUUUGUCGACAGCCCACGACCGGUUUCGCCCUUCUUGGAGCUCAUUAGGUACGCGCAGUCCCCGGGUUUCCGUCAACCUUAUGUUCUACUUGAAACCAAAUUGCACGAAAUUAGCGAAACACACUCAUUUGCAAACCAAACUAACAUCACAGACGAGGGAUUUAGCUGGGUUCCAGGUGAGCCUCCUGAAAAACCAAAUUAGUUUGCAGCCCCAAACAGUGCUGGAUAUGUGCACUGGUAAGCUUGUAGUCUUACAAACAUCAGAAAUACUGUCUAGACGUAAUACACUACUCAUAUGGUUGCUAAAAGCUCUUCAACAGUGUGAAACCGGUUUCGCCCUUCUUGGGGGUCAUCAGCUAGGCACCGAAAGUGUGCUACAGCUGAACGAUUCUUUUUCAUUUGGUCAACAAAUUCAGUGGAAGCGGAUUAUCGAUAACGACAGGUGGAUUCAGUUAAAUCUCUUGCCAAAAGCCGAAUUUUUGCAAUUGGUUGAGGACUGUCCGACAUGGAGUCAGAAUUGUUUAUCCCUGAAUCUGAAGGGACGUGUGUAUCGAGCUACAAUACGAGCUGUUUUGUUGUAUGGAUGCGGGACUUGGCCUAUUCGAGUAGCGGACCUGAGACGUCUUCAGGUGUUCGACAAUCGUUGUCUCGGAACCAUAGCUCAUGUGGGUUUGUGUCGGCGAAUCCUUAACGAGGCAGCCUCACCCUACUAA
Messenger RNA from Opisthorchis viverrini, 768 nucleotides. RefSeq lists its product as hypothetical. The transcript has 5 exons. The record is from RefSeq and is a predicted model, not a curated record. Bases 1 to 768 code for a protein of 255 amino acids. NCBI's taxonomy places the organism in Eukaryota, Metazoa, Platyhelminthes, Trematoda, Opisthorchiida, Opisthorchiidae.